Messenger RNA from Rhinolophus ferrumequinum (greater horseshoe bat), 2859 nucleotides. RefSeq names its product transmembrane protein 266 (gene TMEM266). Gene Ontology annotation, molecular function: voltage-gated channel activity; monoatomic ion channel activity. Gene Ontology annotation, cellular component: plasma membrane. Gene Ontology annotation, biological process: monoatomic ion transport; transmembrane transport. The record is from RefSeq and is a predicted model, not a curated record. NCBI's taxonomy places the organism in Eukaryota, Metazoa, Chordata, Mammalia, Chiroptera, Rhinolophidae.
CCAGGGCGCAGGCGCCACGGCGCAGGCGCGGGCCCGGGCUAGUCGCCGGCGCGAGGCCGCCGGGGCGGACGCUGAGGGGACCCUGGCGCGCGACGGUGGCCGGCGCCGCAGCAGAGCCAAGCGGUAGACUGGCUGGCCUGAACUUCCGGUGCUGGAGACGGAUGGUUGCAGUGCAGGGAAGGCUGCCGGGCUUGUCCGUGGCGGGGAUGGAGUCCAUCUUUGCUUUCUGGUGGAGCCCUGACGCCUUGCUCAGACUCCGGACAACGUACAGUCUCUGAUCAGCUCCCGGUGUGCUGACUGGCUCUGGCGGUGAACUUGGGCGUUGUAAAUACUGGAGAAGAAGCUUUCUGUCUUUCUCACACACGUAUUAGGUACCACACAUGUAUGCCUUGUAGACUUCAUGCCUGGAAAUGUUGGCGAUCAGCUUCAAGACAGUUGAGCCCCGCUAGACAGCACGAAAACCUAUGGCUCUGUCUGCGUCUUUCACCAUGAGCGGCCCCCAGCCGGCCACAGAAGGAGGAAUUUCUGAAGUUGAGGUCAUCUCGCAACAAGUAGAUGAGGAAACCAAGAGCAUUGCUCCCGGGCAGCUGGUGAACUUGGCCUAUCGGGACUUGCCCCUGGCCGCGGUCGACCUCUCCACGGCGGGCUCACAGCUCCUGUCCAAUCUGGACGAGGAUUACCAAAGAGAAGGGUCCACCUGGCUGAAGCCGUGCUGUGGGAAGAGAGCGGCCGUGUGGCAGGUAUUUUUGCUCAGUGCCAGUCUCAACAGUUUCCUGGUAGCCUGUGUAAUAUUGGUGGUGAUUCUCCUGACUCUGGAACUUCUAAUAGAUAUAAAGCUUCUCCAGUUUCCCAGUGCAUUCCAGUUUGCUGGUGUGAUUCACUGGAUCAGUCUGGUCAUUCUCUCCGUGUUCUUCUCAGAGACUGUCCUCCGGAUUGUGGUGCUUGGCAUCUGGGAUUACAUCGAGAACAAAAUAGAGGUGUUUGAUGGCGCUAUAAUCACCCUGUCCUUGGCCCCGAUGGUGGCGUCCACUGUGGCCAACGGGCCCAGAAGUCCCUGGGAUGCCAUCAGCCUCCUCAUCGUGCUGCGGAUCUGGCGGGUGAAGAGGGUCAUUGAUGCGUACGUGCUGCCCGUGAAGGUGGAGCUGGGCAUCCUCAUCCAGCAGUACGAGAAGGCCAAGGUCGUCCAAGACGAGCAGCUGGAGAGGCUGACGCAGCUCUGCCAGGAGCAAGGGUUCGAGAUCCGGCAGCUGCGGGCGCACCUGGCGCAGCAGGGUCUGGACCUGGCAGCGGAGCGGGAGGCGGCGCUGCUCGCUCCACAAGUGCUGGGCCUGCCACGCAGCCGCUACCACGUGCGGGAGGACAGAGCGACCAGAGUGUCGUGCAGGGGCUGCAGCUGCUACUGGAGCGUGUCCCCUUGCAGGACGGUGCUCUUUGGCCCACGAUUUGGGGGUGACGUUGACCAGGGCUACCUGUCUGAGCCCAGGAGGAAGCAGCACUGUUUGUGGGGAUUCAAUGCACCCACCCGCAGGAGACCCCUUUCUGCUGCAAUGCACAUGUCCCCCUACCCUGGGCUCAGCACCCCUGUUUCUCAUACUAACACAGUGAAAAAAGCCAGACUCAGACUUCGGCCUCUAUUCCUAAUCGCCACCCCCCCAGAGUGCCCCUAUACUCCCAGAACACCCAACUUGCCGCCUCCUGUAGAGGUGACCACGUGCUCAGCAUCCCUACGCCUGUAUAUUGACAAAAUCAAACGUCAUCACACAAAACAACUCCCAUGCGCAGUGCUGCUUAUUUUCCCCUGUUUUCUUCCAGACACCCCUUGUGCGGCCGUGCUCCCACCUGAGCACACCCCCUCCCACACACUGCCUGCCACAUCUGACCAGCUCCCCUCCUUUGUUGCAGGCACCAGAGUCCCAGAACCCGCGACCUGUGUGGUCACCACAGCUGCCAUAGACAUCCACCAGCCCCACCUCACCUCUGAGGGCUGCUCAGUGGACGUGGCCGUGAAGCUUGGUACCAGCUCCCACUCCACUCCCAGCCCUGUCACCCAGGCCCAGAGUGACAGCAGCCAGACUCUGUGCUCCUCCACAGACUACAGCACCACCCGCGAGGACACGCCUCCAGCCAGCCCCUCACCACUGCCACCACCCCAGCGGCAGAUCAUGGAAGCCACGGCCCAGGACCUGCUGUGUCCCCUGUCACAAGACGCCAAACCAGCCCCUCUGCCUCACCCAACAGGCUGUGCCCAAAGCAGCCACGAGUUGGAACGCGGCGUAAGAUUCAGCCAGACAAACCAGGACGGCUUCACUGUCCUUCAGAUGAAGCCUGGCCCCCCCUCCCCACCUGCUGUGCCCACAGGAAUUCAGGUAUGCGAUGCGGAUCACAGACAGCAGACACUGCACAGGGUUCCUGAGGCCUCCUUGUGAGAUGAGGGCACAGAGUCCCGGGGUCACACGCAACUGCCUCUGUCAUGAUGCUACCUGCGCCGAAGGGCGGGACACCAGGCCAGGGAGCCCAGAGCCAGGUCUCCCUCUGGGCCCGAUCAGACUGGUGCGCGUGGCUGGGGUUUCCCAAACCACUGUUACACAACACCAGCCUGAGCAGGGUAGAGUCCAGGCUCCGCCGUGGCCUUCAUUCCCUGGACUGUCGGGAACAGCACUGUGAGCCCCUCCCAGGAAUCCCGGGUGCAACCCACACACCCACCAUCUGAGCCGCUUCCACUCCCAGCUCAUUUCUGCAUGAGCAUUUCUGCAUCUUUUCAGGAUAAAUCUUGUCACCUUCACAGUAUGUGAAGGAGUAGGGGGAGGAGGGAACAGCCAUUGUCCAAUCUCAGCUUAAUAAAAACCAACUGCACUCAGA